This is a messenger RNA of Aspergillus japonicus CBS 114.51, 1389 nucleotides long. Its product is annotated as putative inositol 5-phosphatase. The record is from RefSeq and is a predicted model, not a curated record. The coding region runs from base 1 to 1389 and encodes 462 amino acids. The transcript has 2 exons. Gene Ontology annotation, molecular function: phosphatidylinositol-4,5-bisphosphate 5-phosphatase activity. NCBI's taxonomy places the organism in Eukaryota, Fungi, Ascomycota, Eurotiomycetes, Eurotiales, Aspergillaceae. Gene Ontology annotation, biological process: phosphatidylinositol dephosphorylation.
AUGGACGCACUAAACCUCUACAUUCUCACCUUCAAUUGCGCCCGAAACCUCGUCGACGUCGAUCGAUUCUCUCACCACUUCUUCGACUCCCUCCCGCUCACCGACAAUCUCAACAACUCCUCCUCAUCUGCCCCUCCCCCCGAUCUCAUCGUACUCUCGCUACAAGAAAUCGCGCCGAUCGCGUACGCCUUCCUUGGGGGCUCAUUCCUGACCCCGUACUUCGACGCGCUGAGCCAGGUGGUGAACCGCGCGGUCGCGCAGCGCUGGGAUGAUGUACAUUACGUCAACAUCGUGACGGACAACUCCGGGAUGACAGGGUUGAUGGUGUUUGCCCGGUCCGACGUGGCAGGCCAGAUAGCCUGGCUCGAGACGGCCCGGAUAGGUUUUGGGUUCCAAGAGAUGGGCAACAAGGGUGCCGUGGGAGCGCGACUCGGAUACCUGGCAUCAACCUCAUCAUCAUCAUCCCGGCGGGACGGUGAAGGAGAAAGAGAAGACGCACAACAACCCGUAGAGCUGACCUUUGUGGCCGCGCAUCUCGCGCCAAUGGAAUGGGCGGUUGAGCGCAGGAAUGCGGAUUGGCGCAGCCUGGUCGAACGGCUGGUCUUCGAGCACAAUCCCGCACUAUCGGAAAGCGCACCCCUGCUCCAACAGCACUCUGCAGCGGCUUCGCCGGUCGGGCAACAACAACAUGAUCUCCGGGGCAUCUACGUCCCUACGAGUUACCUCUUUCUGGCAGGAGACCUCAACUACCGGACGGCCGACCGACCGCCCCAUCCGGGCGAUCGGACGAGCAGAUUCCCCCGGGUGAAUGUAGAGACGUCGGACCCGCGCCAUUACUCGCAUCUGCUCAAGGAGGAUCAGCUGAGUCGGGAGAGGGCCCAGUCGCGGUGCUUUCAGGGACUAUCGGAGGCGCCGAUCAGCUUUCCUCCGACGUACAAGUACAGCCUGGCGGCACGUCACGCCGUAAGUAAAGCGGUGGGCGAUCACCACGGCGCAUUGUCGCAGGAUUGGCAGUGGACGGGGACCCGCUGGCCCAGUUGGUGUGACCGUGUGCUGUACCUGGACCAGCCUGGACAGCCCGUCCGGCCGUUGCGCUACGAUGCGCUGCCGCUGUUUCCAACCUCUGACCAUCGUGCCGUCGCGCUCGCGGUCUCCGUGCCGGCCCGGCCAAUGCGACCAGCAGAUGCGCUGGCCCAACGGCCGGCGGCGGGCCCGUUCCCGAUCGACCCAGACUGGGCGCGUAGACGAGAUGCGGCGCGGCGGAAGGAGCUGGUGGUGGGCUGUGUCGCGUAUCUCGGGCUGACCUGGGAGGGCAACGGGGUGUUGGUGGCCACGGUGGUUGGGCUUCUGGGUGCAUGGCUCGUGCUUCGCUCACUAUUGAACGCCUGA